Messenger RNA from Mugil cephalus (flathead mullet), 1047 nucleotides. Its product is annotated as CD209 antigen-like protein C. The record is from RefSeq and is a predicted model, not a curated record. NCBI's taxonomy places the organism in Eukaryota, Metazoa, Chordata, Actinopteri, Mugiliformes, Mugilidae. Bases 88 to 834 code for a protein of 248 amino acids. The transcript has 6 exons.
CGUUAAAGCAGAACAGAGUUUUACAUUUCACAUGUGCUGCAAGGCAGAGAGUAUCUCAGAAAUAGAAACCUGCAUGUUUUGCGAGCAAUGGAUGAAAUCUAUGAAAACUUCGAAUCUGGCCAAUCUGUCAAACUGAAAUAUUCGGCAAAUUUCUCAGGUCCAAGGACCUCUAAGUGGUCUUUAUAUGUAGGCCUUAACUUCUUUCUGAUACUGCUGAGUGUUUCCCUGUUGGUUGGGCUCAUCAUCCUUGGUGUCCGCUGUCAUACCUCUGUUCAUGAUGUGGCUGCAGAGCUCUCUGCCAACAAGGAGAACCUGACUAAGCUUCUCCAGACCAGUAACGACAAACUCUCCUCCAUGACUGAGGAGAGAGACCUGCUGAAAGCCAACCUGACUGAAAAAAACAAAGAGCUUGAAAGGCUUCAGAGUCUGUCCAAACAGAAGAAAACGUGUCCUGCAGGAUGGAAAAUGUUCAAUUGCACCUGUUACUUCCUCUCUGAAGCAUCUGGUUCCUGGGAUGAAGCCAGACAGGACUGCAGAAACAGAGGAGCAGAUCUGGUGGUGAUAGACAGCCCUGAAGAACAGACCUCUGUCUCUACAUUAACCAAGGCAGCAGCUUGGAUUGGUUUGAAUGACAGAGGAGGAGAAGAUACCUGGAAAUGGGUUGAUGGAACUCCAUUAUCUCUAAGGUACUGGGGGGAAGACCAGCCUGAUAACGGAGGUAAAGAUGCCCCCUUGACCGAAGAGGACUGCGCUCAUAUCAGAGCUGUCACCAGUGAGUGGAACGACCUGCCGUGUCAAACUUCUGUGCAGUGGAUUUGUGAGAAACAAGCCUAACACCAAAGUAUGGUAUCUGACAAUAAACCUGGCAGUGCCCUUCCAGUGUAAGCAGUUAUGAGAAUUUGUAUGUAGUUAUGCAUAAACAUGUAUGUACACGUAUUGUAUGAAUAAAAGAAAGAGUUACACAUUUUAAAAGACCACCAGAUCUGACUUCUUCACUUUGUGUGUAACUGCUAUUUCUGCCGUUGAAUACAAUAUCUCUGUCUCUCA